This is a messenger RNA of Dendronephthya gigantea, 2548 nucleotides long. Its product is annotated as G2/M phase-specific E3 ubiquitin-protein ligase-like. The transcript is spliced from 6 exons. Gene Ontology annotation, molecular function: ubiquitin-protein transferase activity. The record is from RefSeq and is a predicted model, not a curated record. The coding region runs from base 571 to 2055 and encodes 494 amino acids. Lineage: Eukaryota; Metazoa; Cnidaria; Anthozoa; Malacalcyonacea; Nephtheidae.
UCUUCGUUACAAAAUUUGCCUGCUGCAAGUGCCGAAACACGGGGUAGUUCGAGGAACAGUGAAAACAGGAAUGUUAAUACUGCUAACGAAGAACUCUCAGAGAGAUUCCGACUUCCUCGUGGUCAAAACAGAAGUUCAGCAAGACCUUUACCAAGAUCAGGCAAUGGACGUUUUGUGCCGUACACUACAGCAGCGAAAGCCAGUAAAAGUAAAUCUAAGGCAGAUAUUAUUAUUAAAGAUGUCUGUUUGUUGCCAUCGCCACGUUGGCAAGAGCUUCCCAGACGGCAUAUUAAACAAGAUUUGAUAAACAGGAACUUAUUCAUUGACGCAUGGUCAUUAGACAAGUCUUGGUCUGAACAGCAAUUGCGAUCGGAACUCCUCAAUCUUUUUAAAAGCCAUCUAUCUGAAACAACAGACUUUGAAUUUGUUAAAUCUGUGGGAAACAAGAUAACUACUGUUAAACUUGCAGAAGGGCAGGAGGCAAAUGCCAGAAUAAUUAGACACAUUGCUGGCAAUGGCCCAGUCUACAUUCGCCAUUUAUUUGAUAUAGAUGAUGAGGAAGAUAUUGUCAUGACAACAGAGCGAACUAAUGACAUAAGAACAUUUGCUUCAAGUGACGAACCAUCCACCAGCAGUGUAACCAAUCCAUCCACCAGCAGUGCAACCAAUCCAUCCACCAGCAAUGUAACCAAUCCAUCCACCAGCAGUGUAACCAAUCAAGCCACUGAAAGUGUAACCAAUCAGUCUCAGUUUGCUCCAAUGGAAAGUCAGCAAACAAUGAAUCUAAAUGCAUGGACUCUGUGUGAUUUAGAAGUCCAACAAUUAAGAGAUAUGUUCCCUGACUGUCCUGCUGAUGUUCUGAAAGAAGCAUCAGAACAAUCUGUAACAAUUGAUGCUGCAAUAGACUUCAUUAUAAGUAAUCCUGCACAAGCAACAUAUGUUACUCCUAAUGGCUGUAAUGAUGCUCCUAAUUGCCUGAAUGAUGCAGCAUCCCUCCAAGACAUUCUAAAGAGAUUUAAGCCAGCACCUGUUGCUCCAUCAAGGUUAACUGUGAGUAGAGAAACCAUUUUCUCUGAUUGCAUAGCUUUCUUCAAGCAAAGAAGGUUUGAUUUCACAAAACCUUUAAAAGUUACUUUUGAAGGAGAGCCAGCUAUUGAUGGUGGAGGGCCAAAGAGGGAAUUCUUUACCGUUGCUCUACGUUCAUUGUUGUCACCUUCAGCAACACCUCGCCUCUUUGAGGGCAGAAAUGAUCGCUUUUUGCCAAUGCAUAACACUGAUGCACUCCGUGCCAACCUCUUCAAAGUUGCUGGUCGAAUGGUGGCUUCUUCCAUAUUGCAAGGGGGGCCAGGGUUUCCCCAUUUCCCAAUGUCUGUGUAUUCAUAUUUUCAAAACCCAACCCCUGAUGACCUAACAGAGUACCUUUCACAAGAUGAUGUUGUUGAUUUUGAUCAUGUGAUGGCUUUAAGUAAGAUAGACAGCAUUUGCAAAGAGGACGAUGUGAAAGGAGUUGCUGGUGAUGUACAGCAAUUGUUGGUGGAAACUGGAUUUCCACAUGCUCUGAGCCUAGAAAACCGUUUUCAGGCCAUGACUUCGCUCUGCCUUCAUGGAAUUAUACUCUCAAGGAAAGCAGAGCUUGACCAGUUUGUGUGUGGUAUGGGACCAUUGGUCGACAUAAUUAAGAAACAUCCAAAGGAAAUUGAGCCACUUUUUCUUGCUGGUACCAAGAAGCCACUAAGUGCAGAAGAGUUUCUCUCCCUUGUUGAGUAUGAAGAUGUGAAUGAUGAAGUAAAGCAACAUUUUAUCCGUUAUGUGGAAUUACCAGCUACACGGGUAAAUAGCCUUUUAAUGUUUGCAACUGGUGCUGAUGCAGUCCCACCAAUGGGUUUCUGCAAUCCAUCAGUAAUAACAGUACUACAAAACUCUUCUGUCUUUCCUAACUCAAACACCUGCCCAAUGGAAUUGGAAUUGCCUGGAGCUGUUACAAGUUUUGAAGAUUUUAAAAAGAACAUGGAUACAGCGAUAGAUACCCAAGAGGAAGGAUUUGGCAUUGUGUAAUUUAUAUCGAUUUAUAUCGUAAGUUCCAUGAAGUAGUUGUGUUUUCAACUCAAACGUUCUGUUCAUAUUAACAAAAAAUUCCAGCAUAUAGCAUAAAAUAACAGUUGGCAAUUGGAUAUUUUCUGAGUAAGACCAGAUUUUACACUGAUAAGUUGUGACUGGUUCACUAAAACAGACAGAGUCUGUUAAAAUUGAGUGGAAAAAUGUCAACUAAUUUAUUCCAUGUUAUAGCUGCUUAAACUCUUUUACUGAUUAUCUUACGUAAUUGACCAUAACUAAAAAGAUGGCAGCAUGUACAUUUUACCACAAUACAUAGCAAGAAUCAAGCAUAAAUGACUAACAAACGAUGCGAAGAAAAUCACCUAAUGAUAUGAAACUUUAACACAACAAAGAAAAUAACCUCCUUUCUUAUAUCUGUCCUUCAAAAAACUUCAAAAUGCUUUUUAAACGAUUUCUGACUGCAGUGCAUUCUGGUAAAAUGUACAUCUGCCAU